UGCCGGCACGGCACACGAGGGGUGGGUGGGCAACACCACGCCCGGCCGCCUUUGUCUCCCCCUCCCCCCCCAGUGAGGAUGUUCACGCACCGCGCGCCAGGUGCUCGUUUGAGGCCUCAAGUCCACCUGGCCUGGCACUGGCGGCGUGGUGACGUCACCGUCACUCGGUGCCUAAUGACGGUUGUAUUGGGAGGCCCACGUGACCGCUUCAGAUAACGGCCACCGGUGUGGGCCUGCGAGCGGGAAUCCAACUCGGCCAGUCUGACUACCGAUACCAGUACACGGAGUGCGACGUGACGGGCGGGCGGUGGCGCGUCGCCGUGCCGCACUCCCCCGGCGCCUGCACGGGGCUCCCCGAGCCCGUCAAGGGGACCGAGUGCUCAUUCUCGUGCGGGCCGGGCGAGUUCUUGCAGAUGCUGCAGCAGACGUGCGAGCGGUGUCGCGCGGGCUCCUACUCGCUGGGCGACGGCGUCCUCUUCGACGAAUGGGACGCCGUGCCACCAGACUUCCUCAACAUGGCCGCCAUGGCCUCCGUGGAGGACGGGCCCGACACCCCCGUCGAGAACUGCACACACUCUGGCUGGACUCCCAAUGGCGCCGCGAUCGUGUCCAACCAGGACGAGUGCACCGCAUCGCUCGUCUACGCCGUCAACCUCAAGAAGCCUGGCGAGUUGGUCUUCGAGUACCAGUACCCAGAUGCCGGCCUCUUCUUUGAGUUCUUCAUGCAGAACGACCAGUGCCAGUCGCUCACGGAGGAGCAGGAGCAGAAGUGGAUGCCUCGCACGGACCGGGGCCAGUGGCUGGAGCACCGGGUGGCCCUGCAAGUGGGGAACAAUGUCGUCUACUGGCGCACCACCGGCUACCUCCUGGAGAAGGUCCCCAAGCCGGUGAUGAUUCGACGCAUCUACAUCACGGGAGUGGCGUACACCUCGCAGUGCUUCCCCUGCCGCCCGGGCACGUUCAGCGAGGCGACGGGCGCGGCGUCCUGCAAGCCCUGCCCUCGCAACACCUUCUCCAGCAAGGGGGCCGUGUCGUGCACCGCCUGCAACGCCACCACACACUACGCAGAGCCCGGCUCGUCCGAAUGCAAACUGCGGCCUCCUUGCACUACGCGGGACUACUUUGAAGUACACAGCCCCUGUGACAUCAACCACAAGACGCAGCUCACGUACGAGUGGGUGGAGCCCAAGAGGUGCCGCGAGGACCUGGCGGGCGCCGUGCAGCUGCCGGCGUCGGGGGACAUGAGGCCGUGCCCGCCCUGCAACCCGGGCUUCCAGAGCCUCAACGCGUCGCUCUGCACCGCCUGCCCACAGGGAAACUUCUCCAACGGCACUGACGCGUGCAAGAGCUGCCCCGUGGGGACGGAGUCCGUGGCCGGGCUGGAGUACAAGUGGUGGAACAGCCUUCCCGACACCAUGAGCAGCACGUGUUACAGCAUUCACUACAUCAAGUGCGAGGGCAAGGAAGCCUGGACAGUGGGUGGAGACCACAUCAAGAGCGGAAUUGGUAACUCGGAUGAGGACUACCUCGUCCUGUCUCUGCAGGUUCCCUUCUUCAGGCCUUCGCUUGUGGGCUACGGAGAAGGAGGUGAGGUGGGAACAAUCAACUUUGUGUUUGAGACCAUCUGCUCAUCAAACUGCGAGUUCCACUUCAUGGUGGACAAGGAGAAGCAGCGGUCGCACGUGGUGGAGACGUGGCGGGGCCCGCACGACAAGCAGUCGUACACAUUCUCCGUGGCCACCAACGGCUCCUUCACGUUCAGCUGGGUCUUCCAAGCGAACAUUGAUGCCGCCAAGGACCAUCGACAGACGGGCAGCUCCGCCCGCAUCUACUCCAUCAACGUGACCAACGCCGCUGGAGGGGGCGCCUCAUACUGUCGGCCGUGCGCGGUGGGGGCCGGCGUGGCGGGCUGCGUGCCGUGCCCCCCGGGGCACUACGUGGACACGGCGUCGCGCGAGUGCGUGCCCUGCCGCGACGGCACGCGGCUCGCGGCACGCAAGCCCUACGGACGCGAGGCCUGCCUGGCGUGCGGGCCUGGCACCCGCAGCAGCAAGGACCAUGCGUCUUGCUUCAGCGACUGCACGUACUCGUACACCUCCGGCGAGCGAACCUACUUCUUCAACUACACGGGGCUGGGCGGCCAGCAUGACAGGCGAUUUGGGCCCAGCUUCAGCCCUAAGGGAACCAAGUACUUCUACGCUUUCAACUUCAGCCUGUGCGGAAACGAGGGCCAGAAGAUGGCGGAGUGCGUGGACAACGUCACGGCAGAAGCAGAGGAGACGGAGGGGCCCGCUCGCGCGGUGCCGGCCGGCGUGCGGGCGCUGGCGUGCCGCGCCACCAUCGUGCCGUCGGACGUGCGCUCCACCACGCUCUCCUCCCAGCCCAUCGGCCUCGCCGACAGCAUCAUCGGCGUCACUACUCGGGAGUCGAUGGAUAACAUCUCGGCCCCCGUGGGAUAUUUCCCCGAGUCCACGGUGCCUGACAUCCCUGACAUCAUUCACUUCUACAGGUCGUCGGACAGAACUGUGGCCUGUCCGCAGGGCCGCGCCUCCACCGUGCGUCUUCGUUGCAACUCGGACGGCCCCCCCAACGGGGAGAUUGUCCUGCCCAGGCAGUGCCCCGCCGGCACCUGUGACGGCUGCACGUUCCACUUCCUGUGGCUGAGCCCGCUGGCCUGCCCGCUCUGCACGCACCACGACUACCAGCUCAUCACGGAGACCUGCAGCGGCGGCUCGGAGAAGCUGCGCUACAUGUGGCGGCGCCCACGCGUGUGCCACGGCGGGGAGGCGCUGCCCCCCGACGGGCACCGCAAAUGCGAGCUGCUGGGCUUCUGGCUGCGCGUGGGCAUCGGCGCGGGCUCCUUCCUCGCGUGCCUGCUCUGCUCGCUCACCUGCUACUUCUGGAAGAAGAAUCGCAAGCUCGCCUACAAGUACUCGCGGCUGGUGCAGAGCGCUUCGUCGCGGGAGAGCGAGCUCCCUGCGGCCGACAGCUGUGCCAUCAUGGAGGGGGAGGAGGAGGACGUCAUCUACACCAACAAGGACAAGUCCCUCUUCCACAAGCUCAUGAACAUGAAGGCCACGUCCCCGUACGAGGGCGAGCGCGAGGAGCGACUGGCGCUGGGCAAGACGGAGCGGAACUGACCGCCGCGUCUGCCGCCCUCCUCGGUUGACGGUGGGAAGCGACCAACGCAGCGACACCCGCGGAGCUGCAGGGAAGGGGGGGGGGCCCUGCCGCUCUGCUCCUCCCGCAAGCUCGCGAGCGUGCGGCCGAUGGCGCUCAUUGCGUUGAGCAUUCGUACAGAUUUCACCGUAACGGUUUUUGAACUACUGCGAUAGUAUUUUUAUACGUCCGGUCAUCGCGCACGUCCACAGCAGUGUCGUAAGAGCCGAGUCGCAUGAGCCAGGCAGAGACGGGGGCCGCAAGCUGUGGGUUCGGAAACUCUCUUAUCCGUGUGUUUGUUGGGGCUCAGCAGGUGAUCCACAUUUACCUUUGAUUUGUAAAUUGCUUGUGUUUUUUUUUAAGUUAUCCUCAUGGUAAAAAUGGUUAAGAUGAAUGCCAGGAAGGUGAUUCUUGACAAGGCAAGUUCUGCAGAUCCAGGGAUUAGGCCGCAUGUUGUACCUGCGAGAUAAGACACGGGUUACAAACUUCCUGUGAUCACCAAUUCUGUUGUCGCUCGAUCCAGUACCAACAAACCGGAUCGGCCGUCCCUUUGACAAGUAAUUUGCAUUCAGUAGCAGAUGACGGUCGAUGUGCUGUGCUGAGUCACUGCUUACUGGCUUGUGUGAUGUCCGUGGGAGAUGCGUGUAUUUAAUUUGUGAGCGUGCUUGUGUGUAUGCGUGUGCGUGCGUGCGUGCUAUCGUAUCGAGCCAACAAUUGCAGCAAUUCAAACCACAAAGCAAAAAUUUUCAAGUGUAUUUUUUAUGGGGGGAAAAUAUUCACAAUUCAAUCAUCUCUCUGGACUUUCUCUUCAUGGUUUGUCAUGUUCACAGUUUUCCUUUGGCUCGCACCGCCUUAAUAUCGCGCACAGGCAGAUCUGUGAAGCGAAUAAUUAUCAAAGUGUUGCCAGAGGUGCAAAUGUUUUAUUUAAUUUAUAAAGCAUUACUUUUUCUGUUUUUGAUGUUUAACCGGCACAUCUUUUAUAAUUAAUAUUUUGUUUGAUUUCAGCCAAAGGUAAAUGAAUAAAGCAAAUGUUAAAACUAA
This is a messenger RNA of Lethenteron reissneri (Far Eastern brook lamprey), 4200 nucleotides long. Its product is annotated as endosome/lysosome-associated apoptosis and autophagy regulator family member 2-like. Lineage: Eukaryota; Metazoa; Chordata; Hyperoartia; Petromyzontiformes; Petromyzontidae. Gene Ontology annotation, cellular component: membrane. The record is from RefSeq and is a predicted model, not a curated record.